This is a messenger RNA of Adineta ricciae, 1662 nucleotides long. The record is from the annotation of a GenBank genome assembly. NCBI's taxonomy places the organism in Eukaryota, Metazoa, Rotifera, Eurotatoria, Adinetida, Adinetidae.
AUGUCAUCUGACCAGCAUCAACAGAUACCUGCAAAAGUCCUAGACGAUUUAUGCAGUCGUUUCAUCAUUAAUAUUCCUGCUGAACAACGUGAAGAUCUUGUCCGUGUUCUAUUUGCUGUCGAAUUAGCUCAUUGGUUUUUUAUUGAUUUUUAUUGUGAAGAUUAUAACGAUUUACACGUUUGCAGCAUUCGAGAAUUUGCUCAGCAAAUUUUUCAACAUUGUCCAUUUCUACGCGAUUAUGUUCAUAAUCUCGAUCCUAUUCUGUCACGUUGGCGUGGUUACAAAUUGAGUGUUCCAACGUACGGUGCAGUCUUACUUGAUCCAACAUACGAACAUGUUUUACUUGUUCGUGGUUUCUACAAUCGAGAAAGUUGGGGUUUUCCCAAAGGUAAAGUACAGGAAAAUGAAAGUCCAUUGAAAUGUGCUAUACGAGAAGUUAUGGAAGAAGUUGGCUUCGAUAUGAAAGAUCGAGCUUACGAUGAUCAGUAUCUGGAACGUGAUCUGAAUGGACAACUUAUCAGAUUGUACAUUGUUAAACAAGUGCCACUGGAUACGAAAUUUGCAGCGAAAACCAAGAAUGAAAUUAAGGAAAUGCGUUGGUUUCGUCUUUCCGAUUUACCUUGUCACCGACGUGACACUACACCUCAAGUCACACUAGGACUUAAUCCAAAAGCUUUCUUUAUGGUUAUACCAUUCAUUAAAGAUCUACGUCGUUGGAUCAAUCAAGAACGUGGAAUUUAUUCUUCAUCGAAUGGCGAUUCAGAUAAUGCGAAUGAAUAUAUAAAACGACACGAACAAGCACAUUUACAGCAUCAUCAUUAUCCUCAACAACGACGUCGAACAACAACAUAUCACGGUGGUGCACUACCAGCGAAUACUCGUCAACCGACAAUCCUACAAAAACUGUUCGGCGUUGAUCAUCAAACAUCUUCCUACAUUCGUGAUAAUACAUCUACAUACGAACAACGAAAACAUCCAAGUAAAAUUAUCGCAAGUCUUACACCCCACAGCCCUGACGAGCAGCAAGUGCCAUCAUCAGCCCAAAAACUUCAAACACAAUUGAGUGUUCAAGAUACAAUUCAACGGCAUUUUUGUCAAAUAUUGAAAAACGAUUCAUUGACAGUUACUGACAACACUUCAAUUACCGAAACUUUACUCAUGCGCGAAAAUAGCUCUUCUGGCAUGGCGCCUGCAUCUGCAUCAAAUGUAAUACAAUUAACACCACCGAUGUCCAAUGAUGAUGAAAAUAAACGUCCAAAUGCUAGUAAAAAUCGCUCAAGUAAUAAAGAAUUCUCGUCACAAAAGGAGAAGAAAUCCUCGAAUGCAACAAGUCAAAUUCAAUAUCGAAUUUUACAACGUGGAGAACCUGAUGAAUCGACAUCUACACCAAAGAACUCUCAUCUACAAAAUGAACCUAACAGUUCAGAAAAUGGCACUAAUGCAAAAUCUCAGCGUAAUCGACGUCGCGCAGAUCGACGUUUAAAUAAUGAAGCAAAUCGUAAACAACAAAAUCAACAACAGCAACAACAACCGUUCUCUAAUUUAACAAAUAAUAAUUCUUCCAAUGGUUUAAACUCUCAAACAUUUCGUUAUGGUGGUCCACGUUGUUGGACGCAGUUUCGUUUGAAUCGCUCUGAAGUCUUUCGUUGCCUUCGAGAAUAA